GGGACAGGUACAAACAUUAUCCAAACUGAGACAUAAUCAAACUGACGAGCGCUCUCUGCCUCUCUCUCUCCAUCACCCACACACUUAGGGACGGAGAUGGAUUGCGCAUAGCGAGACGCCGCAAGGGAGCGAGUGCGCAAAAGUGGGGAUUACAGUUUGGAAGACAGACAGUGAGUAGGUAGCGGAGGGCAACAAAGGACAAAAGAAAAAAAUAGAAAAGGAAAAGAAAAAGAAAAAAACACCUCCCCUAAAAAAGAAUAGUGAAUAAGCAGCGGACCUGGCUGAGAAGAGAGAACUAAUUUCAUGGACAAUUUUGUAGAAGGCGGAUGUGAAAAAGGAAUUCAUAUAAAGCAACUAACGCACCGCAGCUGCACUUCAGUACCUGCCUUCCGAUACGAAGUAGGACUUUGGCAUUUAACAGAGGAAAUAUAGUUAUCAAACCGAAUUGCAGUUUGCUGAAAAAAGAAAAGUAGCCUACUUUUGGCACACGAAAGUGGUGUCCUCAGGAGUUGUUGUCCCUGCUGCUGGUUUCCAUGCUGACCCCCAAUCUUUGCUUUACGCUGUCAGAGGUUGCCUUCCCUCCCACCCCCGAGUUUGCUUCAGCAGAGCAAGAGCCCCAUGGUCACAGGCGCCAUGGGAACAGUACGAGUCACCAGAUAUAGCAUUGUGUCCACGGACGAGGAAGGCCUCAAAAUCUCCACCCUUGGGCUCCACAACGGCCAAAGCUCCCAGACUCGCCACCAGCACUCCCUGGGCAGGGCAGGAGGAGAAGGAGGUGGAGGCGUUGGGGGUAGAGGCGAAGGUGGAGGGGAGGCGUCCAUCCCGCUGCGAGGGAUGGAGAGCACCUACAAUGGCAAGAUCUCAACCACGGGGCCCAGCCAACCAAGGAACCGCUUUGUCAAGAAGAAUGGGCAGUGCAACGUGGUCUUCACCAACAUGGAGGACAAGCCUCGGCGCUACCUGGCUGACAUCUUCACCACAUGCGUGGACAUCCGCUGGAGGUACCUGAUGCUUAUCUUCUCCUCCACAUUCCUGGUGUCCUGGUUUUUCUUUGGGGUGGUGUUCUGGUGGGUGUCCAAGGCCCAUGGAGACUUUGACUUACACCCGGGUCAGGGUCCCAUUCUGGGGGAGGGCGGCGUAGGUGGACCUGGAGGGGUCUCGAGUGAAACAGGCGGAAAGCAGUGGAGGCCAUGUCUCCUUCAUGUGCAGGGUUUUGUGGGAGCCUUCCUGUUCUCCAUUGAGACCCAGACCACCAUAGGUUACGGUUGGAGGUGCGUGACAGAGGAGUGUCCAGUUGCCGUAGUGACAGUGGUGGUUCAGUCCAUCGUGGGCUGCAUCAUUGAAUCUUUUAUGAUUGGCACCAUCAUGGCCAAGAUGGCGCGACCCAAGAAGAGGGCCCAGACCCUGCUGUUUUCCACCAACGCGGUCAUCGCCCUGCGGGAUGGCAAGCUGUGCCUCAUGUGGCGAGUGGGAAACCUACGGAAGAGCCACAUCGUGGAGGCCCACGUCCGUGCCCAGUUCAUCAAGCCCUACGUCACGGCGGAGGGAGAGUACAUCCCCCUGGAACAGACUGACAUGAAUGUGGGCUACGACCAGGGCAUAGACAGACUCUUCCUCGUUUCCCCGCUCAUCAUUGUCCACGAAAUUGACGAGGAGAGCCCACUCUACAGCAUGAGUCGGGAUGACCUGGAGAGCAACGACUUUGAGAUUGUGGUGAUCCUGGAAGGGAUGGUGGAGGCGACCGCCAUGACCACCCAGGCCCGCAGCUCCUACCUUGCCCGGGAGAUCCUCUGGGGUCGCAGGUUUGAGCCUGUGGUCUACGAGGACCGUGACCGCUACCAGGUGGAUUACUCCCGAUUCCACCUGACCUAUGAGGUUCCGUCCAUGCCACACUGCAGCGCCAAGGAGCUCAGCGAAAUGGCCAGCCGGUCCCCCUUUGCCUCCUCCCACUCCUCAUCUCCUGGCAGCCCCAAAACCUCCCAACUCCUCUUACCCCCUCUCUCUCCAAGCGCCUUCUGCUAUGAGAAUGAGGUGGCCUUGUGCAGCAGGGAAGAUGAGGUUGGGGAAAGGGAUGGCAGGGAAGGGGGGAAGAGGACAAUUGUUGCAGUCGAUUUCCAGGAGAGGUUUAAGGACGAGGCCAACGACAUGCUGUGUGUCUUUGACGUGGACAGCCAGAGGGAGCUCGACAAGCUGCAGACCGCCAUACCUCUUGACCCACUGAACUACAGGGCGGAGUCUGAGAUCUGAGGCUCAACUCGUCCCCUCAAACCCCAUCCCCUUGUCCACAGAGACCCAUCUGAAGGUCUCACUCAAGAAAUGGGCAUUCCUGCUCUUAAUUUGCACUUUAUGCAUGUCUGUGUCCCAAAGCUUUCACCAGUAUUUUCCCCACACUACCCUCUUUCCAGGGAACAGAUGUAAAUCAUCUCUCCUACCCCGUAGUCUCAGCCUGUCUGACCCUACUUCUGUCCUACUGAUUGGCUCCUGCAGCUCAGCUGUUUCUCUCUGCAGCAGAGAGGUGGGCGUGGACACUCUAACACACUCAUCAGGUUUGGUCAUCAUUCAGGUCGUGCCAGUUGCUGUAUUGUGGCUGUAAAUAGGUCAUUGCUGACCAUCAGACCCCAGGGAGAGAAGCACUAUAGAGGCACUAAAUCCUUCCCUACUGACCAAACUGCAGCAUGGUGAAAGAACUCCAAGUUCAGUGAGAUUUGCAACUGGGAUUCUGAGCACAAAUAUGUAGUCAGUAACCAUGUGGGUUCCUUCCUUUCCUCCUGUAUCGCUGUAUCAGUGAUAUUAUGGGAUGUACACAGGGAGCAAUACUCAGUUUUGGCAUUUUUCACUCACCCCAAACAGACAUACGCACAAAGGCUUCUAUUAGUUGGAGAUUUUAAUCACAAACCAGGCCCAGGGUAGGGGUGGGGCAGAGAUUACAAUCGCUGCCCAAAAGUUGCCCAGCGGCCCAAAACUGGACCCGUCCAUCUGGCAGAAUCACUAGACGGCCAGUCCGACUGCGGAUGUACUGGUGUGGAGGGCGGGAGGGUCCAUGUUCAUGGCCCUUCUGAAGACAGAGGAAAGACACCCAUAACUGCAGUAUCACUGCAUUAGGAUAAGUGGGAGAUGGCCAGGCAGCGAGGCACCCAAAACCACCCCACAGAUUUCAUGGAGACACGACAGAUACAGAUGUACUGUAGUAUUGUCAGCCAAUCUGAAAAAAUCGGACUAUUCUUCAUGUAAAUCAGGACAUGGAUUUAAGACAGACCUUUUUAAGACAUGUUUACAUGUGCAUAUAAACAUACACACAAACACAAAAGGAAAUACAAUCUUUACAACAUUUUCCUUUCAUGAAGGGAAUAAAAGAACUACAAACAUUCUGCAGACAACCUUCAGCUUCAAAUCUUUAACAGAUAAGAGUUAAAAUGGGAUAAAUUUCAGUUUGUUUGAUAAUUAAAAGCAAACAAAAAAUGGCAGCAACAUUUACUUAAGCUAGUAGAUUCUGAAAAUAAUUACAUAGAAAAGGUAUUUUUGACACUACAUGCCAAGAUCAGUUGUCCCAGAAUUCCACCAAUUCCAAAACAUUGUUAGGUAUGUCUAAGGAUUGCCAUUUUUAUUUUUUGUGUCACUUCAUCACAGUCCACCUUCCUGAAAGUGCAGUCCACCUACCUGACAGACAAAGGGAUCCCAGCACCGUUUAGAGACUAAACACAACAACCUAUUUUAGAGCAGGUCAAAUGGACAUUUUGUUCAAAGCUUUUCUGCCUAUUCAAAGCAGUGGCAGUACAAUUUCAGUUUUUGGUUCAAUUUUGAAAAUACAGCACCCAGAACUGGGUGGUGGCUAGAGGAUACCUUCAUACCUCCAUAAUGGUUAUUCUCACUUGCUCAUUGACUCCUGUCUGCUUUCCUCCCAGAUGCAAAAGCUGGCCUUCUGAGGAUGAUCUAUGAAUAGAAAGGUACCUUGUGCAUCUGUGUGACUUUUUUACCAAGCUGCAUUACCAAAUUAAACUAAUUGCAACUGUAUGUCUUUCCUAAUGUAUGCAUAGUUUACACUGAGUUAAAUAUAAUGAAACCCACAGUCAAAACAAUAACAAACCACUGCACAGUAAAAAUAAUUUCCAUAAAAACAUGGUGAGCGGAAUCUAAGCCCAUGGAAUGUAGUUUGCGCUCAGCUAAAUUUAAUAGGGAUGUGUAAUAUAGGAAUUAAUAGGACUGCAUUAAAGUACUGUAUGCCUAUCAGGUUUAUUUGUUUGUUUGGUACCAAACUGUAAGUGUCAAAACUGGUCUCUAGGAGUCUCUAGAGGUUUUUGAUUUCUGAAAAAAAUGUAUAUUAGUUUUUAAAAAUGCAAAAUAAUAUACAGUAUAUUUUUGAAGCACUUCUGCUGUUGUUCGUCUUGUCUGAAGUCCAGGUUCCUUUUUGUUCUUUGUGAAACAAACUUCUCUCCAUUUUUAUUAAUCCUCCAAUGUGAAUUUAUUUUUGUCUUUUAUACCCCACCUGUGUGUGUAAAUAAGAUAAGUAUUUGAGCAAUAUAUGUUGUCAUUAACUUCUCAAAAUGACAUUAAAUGUUUACAAAAUUAUAUAAUUUAUGCAUUAAGUGCGGAAGUGAUUUGAACAGAAUUCAACCAAUAAUAUAGUUUAAGGAAAAAAAUGCAUGUUGAAUCAGGAGCAGAUUUCUGCUAUUUCUUUUUGUUUUCUGUUGAACUUUACUGGUCAUAUAAAGUUUUUUCGAAAAUAUUGAUAGUUUACAAAAAUAAAAUAAUAAUAAAAAAGAAAUGAUUUAUAUGAUGAGAGUUAUGAAGAAGAACAUGAAAUUUUAUUCAUGUGGAAGUAUUAAACAACCCCACAACAGAGCAAGAGGCUAAUAUGGGUGUUUCGUGUGGCUGGUAAAAUCAGGUUUUAAUUUUCUUUUUGCAUUUCCUGUCAUGCUUUUCUUACCUACUGCUAUGCUUUCCUGUUGAACAUACUAUGAAUAAUAUUAAUAUUAAUGCACUGUAUAAAUGAAUCCCUCUUUGGAAGAACUACACAAAGUCAGAUGUUUUAUUGAACUGGGUAUACAAAACCCAAAUGGACAAACUUGAAGAAAGAAUUAAAUGAAUAAGCACUUUAUCCUUGUCUAUCAUUGUCUUUCUGUCGUAAAGUAUUAAAUAAAAUAAUUAUAUUGUAAA
Anguilla rostrata (American eel) is the source of this 5154-nucleotide messenger RNA. RefSeq names its product inward rectifier potassium channel 4-like. Gene Ontology annotation, molecular function: inward rectifier potassium channel activity. NCBI's taxonomy places the organism in Eukaryota, Metazoa, Chordata, Actinopteri, Anguilliformes, Anguillidae. Bases 619 to 2247 code for a protein of 542 amino acids. Gene Ontology annotation, cellular component: plasma membrane. Gene Ontology annotation, biological process: potassium ion import across plasma membrane; regulation of monoatomic ion transmembrane transport. The transcript is spliced from 3 exons. The record is from RefSeq and is a predicted model, not a curated record.